AUGUCUGGUGACUUGAGUGCCCUUGUAGCUCGUCUUGAAGCAGUCACAUCACGUUUAGAAGCUGCAGCUGACAAGGCCGGCGGCGGAGAACCAGCAGGUUUGAAAGUUCGCUGAAAGCAUAGCGUUACUUCAUACGGAAAUUUUAUAUUGGAGAGAGUUUUUAGGACACGUAGUUUAGAUUGAGUGUGAUUAAAGGAUUUGACUUUAAAUUGCAGAUUUGGGAGUUAUUGUUGAAGAGUACGACCAGGUAAAAUAAGUGACAAUUGCUUCUUACUAGAAGAGAGAAUUGUAAGGUCAUGAUCUUCCUUACUUGUUGUGAAUUUGAAAUUUUAGAUAUUUUCGGCUUCGCAAAUUGAAUGAAAAUAUUUCAAAUAUACUUAUCGCUUCUGUUUUCGUAGGUGCUUAAGGGUAACGUGGCCGAAUUUUUUAAGCUGUCGAGCAAAAUUGGUGGCGAUGUAGACACCCAGGUAAUGCACAGAUGCUAACUUCAACUCCCAAGUUGAUCCAUCAGUGCAUCCCUAGUCAUAAUUAUGUACAUUGUUAUACCAAAUGCAACUUAAAUUCACUUCAUUCAUUGUCGUUAUGUUAGAAGAAUGUAUGUAAAUGUACCUUUCAGUUUCAUGUGAUCAAAAUGCCUUGUGCUGAUUAUGUAGUGUGGUUGUCUUGCCAACUGGCACUAAGAAUGGACCUGUCGCUUGUGACAGGGAAAUUUCUGGUAGAGUGUACUGCCUAGGUCAUCAUUUAGGAUGCUAAAUGGUAAAAUUGCAUAUCACAUGUAAGAAUUAGGACUCUUUAACCCUUUACACCCCAACAUCAAUAUACAUGUUCUUGAUAUUGUUCUUUAUACAUUUCCUAAGGUGCUGACAAAGAUAAUUUGUUUACCAAUCAAAAGCCUCUUUCAUGAGGCCUCUUUUGGGGAUCAUUUCCUUUAUUCUCAUGACCUUAAUGAGUGAUUCAGCAGUGAUAUUGUAGGGAGAAAUAAGAUGCCAGUCACUCUCAGGGUUUGAAGGGUUAAACCACACCCUGUAAAGCACUUCCCCAUCCAAGCUUUACACUUAAAUUCCCAUCUGGGAAUUUAAGAUUUGAGAAUGUUUUGAUAAAGAUGAGUAUGUGUUAAUGAUGGAAUUUUUUUGUCACUUGUUAGGCAGUAUUAAUGGAUUAUUUUUGUCAUGGAUUUCUUUGAUUUUAAUAAGGCUGUAGGUAUUUCAACUCACAAAUAUGUUAUCUGUCUUGUCUAGGCAAAGUUGGCUAAGAAAGUGUUUGAUUCUCAAAGGGAAUUUAUUGUGCUUGCCUCUACGUGUCAAAAGCCCAGUCAAGUAAGUACUGGAAAAAUUAUAUUUAUUUCAUCAGGGGAGAUUUGCUUUGAGUGUUUUUACCUUUUAUAUUAUGAAUUUCACUCUACUAGGGUCAGGUUUGUUUUGUUUUGUUUUGUUAAUUUGUUUGUUUGUUUUUUUAAUAAAAGCUGCUCAUUUCAUGACCAGAAACUCCAGACAAUAAGGGAUUACACUGUUUCCCCCUGCCUCAGGCUUGCAAAUGAAUUGGGGAAUUUCCAAAAUUACAGUGCCCCUGACUUUCCAGAUAUUAAGUCAAGGUCAUGGUAACAAAGUGAUUAAAGAAAGAAACCAAAAGAAAUCCCUGUAACACAGAAGGAAAAGUGGAAGAUUUCCAAUUUUGUAUGAAAAUUUUUUAUGUCAGAUUUCUCUGACAUACAAGAUCUAGCCAUGAUGAUUAUGAUAAAGUGCCUAACCCUUUAGGUCCCAAGAUUUGGUUAAUUUUCCCCUCUAGCUGCUACACAUUUUCUUGUAAACCAGUUUUGAGAAUUUGGUGUGAGAUGAAGAGAACAAAUUAUACCGAUAAGUUUGAGUAUUCUUGUCACCUAAAUUGCUGGAUAAUGUUGGAUGUUAUCUAGAGAAGUAACACGUUAAUCACUUUCCGGAGUUAAAUUUUCAAAAUAAAUUCCCAAUGUUCAGAGCAAGAAAAGAAUUACUGUUGGUUUCAAGGUUUUGAAUUAUGUUUGUUUUCAAUAAUUUUGUUCUGUGUGCCAAGAAUUUUGGCAAGGAUUAUAGAUAUAGCUCCAAAAAUUAAUUUGUAGAAGUUAAGCAGGGAAAUCUUUGAGUUCAAGGGGCAAGAAAUAAGCUGUUGGAAAGUAAACUCAGAACUUUAAUCAACAGGAUGAGUUUGCGAAGAUAUUGAAACCACAGGCAGAUUGUAUUGGUGAAGUACAGGUAAAUGCACUGAUAUUCAGCAACUAUUUACCAAAGGGGAGGUGGUGUAUGGUGGAUGUUUACCAAGGCGCAAAGUUAGCCAGCAACACUGAGAUGAAUAGUUGUGUUAGUUUAAAUUUUGUGCAUGUUGCCCAGAGGUGAAUAGCAGAAGAUACCUGGAGUUUUGGUAGCCCAUCAGAGAGCACCUUCAAAAUUAUAUACUGUUAAGUAGAUAUAAAAGAAAUUACCCUUAUUAUCACUUGUUAUGAAUGAUGUUUAAAAUUUAAUUUUGUAAUUGUGUGAAUCUCACUUCUUGCUAGCGGCAAUGAAUACAAAGGAAAGAUUAAUUGCAUAUAAAGCUGGGAAAUUUGAGAAAGAUAAGUUUUAAAGUACUGUAUUGUAUUUUGAGCGUGUUGAGAAUUUCCAUGUAAAUUUUUAAUAGAGUUUUCGUGAGAAGAAUCGUGCAAGCAAGCUUUUCAACCACCUGUCAGCCCUUAGUGAAGCCAUUCCUGCCCUUGGAUGGGUUAGUGUGGUAAGUGAAAAGUCAGAAUCUUUAUUACGAUACAAUUUUAACCAUCAGAAAGAACAGUGUGCUCCUACAAACCCAACCACUUUAUAUGAAAUACCAGGGCAUGAAAUUAACUUUUUUUUCUGAUAGCCACUUGGCUCCUAAAUUCUUCAAAGUGGUAGCCAAUUAAAAAAAAGUUGGUUGCCAUUUUCAAAGACAAACAAAAUCUUUCUUUAAGCUGUCAGCGUUCUAGAUAGACCCUCCUAAAUUAAGUUAGGGAAAGGAUCUGUAACAUGCUACAAAGUGGACACUAGGAUGGAUGAUAUACAACAUUCAGGCUCAUCUAAAUCCAAGAUGGCGUCUAGUUAUCGAUCGAGAUGCAUGUGCUACGUUUUGGAAACAAACUUAACAAGGAAGUUUGCCGCGGAUUUAUCUUUGCAAAUCUUUUUAAUUCACUAUAUCUCUUGGUAAGGUUAUGACGAAACGUUCUAGUCGCCAAUUUGGCGACUAACUUUCAGGAUUUGGUCGCCAAAGUGAAAAAUUUAGUCACAUUGGCGCCUGUAUUAGGGGCAAUUUCACGCCUUGAAUACUCUUACUAAAGAGUAACUCCUGUAGACUAUUCAUUAAUUAUCCUGAUAAACUUACUUAAGCCCACUACAAACUAUAACUUAGCUCACCACUGACACAAACUAACAGUUGCCUCCAAAUCUCCUGGAAAUACACAAUCUCUGAAAUAUAUCACAGUAGCUCUCUCUGUAUAGCUUUCCUAUAUGGCUGAGUCCUUAUAUACAGUUGGGCUCCUAAUUAUGAAAUAAUUUUAACAAACUCCUUUCUUACAGGACCUUUGCUUGAAUAUGCCACUCCCUCUCCCCCCCUUCACUCAUCAGAAAGCCUUAGAAAUUAAAACAACUUCCCUUGGGUACACCCCUGGGUACAUAUUAGUAAAAGUAUGUACAAUCUUAAACUUCAAUAGGAUUACACAAACAUCUAAAACAAGCAAGAAAUGCGAAUAGUACAGUGCAGUUCUAAAGAAAAUAUCCUUCAUAACAGUAUCAGGUGAAAAAGGGUUUUAAUGAUUCAUUCUGGAUUUCAAACUAAAAUGGGAAGUUGCAUGAUUGAUUCCAUUCUGAUAGAGCCCCACUCCAGCUCCACAUGUAAAAGAAAUGGUUGAUGCAGCACAGUUCUACCUUAACCGAGUAUUGAAGGACUUCAAAGGAAAGUAAGUCUGGGUGUUUAAGUCAAAAAAAUUUGAAACUUAUCAGUUUUAGAGAUUCCAUGGUAUGUCAUUUUGGUGUGAUUUGAUGUGAUGUGAUGUAAUUUAAUUUAAUGUGAUGCAACAUGACCAUUGAGGCAUCAUUAAUAUCAUAUGUCCAAUUAGCAGUUAGUUUUUGAAAUUUUGUUGAAUAAUUGAUUCCUAUUAUAUAGUGGUGAAACAGUUCUGUUCACUGGAUAAGUCAUAAAUAUUUUUGUUUGGCAGAGAUGAAACACAUGUGGAGUGGGUGAAAGCUCUUAAAAAUUCCCUUAUGGACCUUCAUGCAUAUGUUAAAGCUCAUCACACAACUGGUGUAGUGUGGAGUAAAACAGUAAGUAAUUCCUCCAUCUGUUCUCUUAAACAACACAAAAACAAAGGUCUUUGUAGAUAAUAAUCCUGUUGUUCAUUCCCAGUUUUGCAUCAGAAAUUUUUAAAUGAAUGUGGCUACUGACUGACCAAUUGACUGGUAAGCCAACUAACUGGCUGGCUGGUUUACUCACUGAAUGAUCUGUACAAACAGCUGUUACCCUGCUGAUGCUUUGACACUGAUUUUCUUGUUGUUCUUCAUUUUUUAAUAGGGAAAUGUUGCCAAAGCUGGAGCAGGGUCUGUGGCACCCCCACCUGGUAAACCUGCUCCCCCACCCCCUCCUGCUGUGCAAGCCCCUACCCCUGUUGCCUCAGGGCAAGAUGUAAAUGUUGCAAAUGCAUUAUUUGGUGAGAUCAACAAGGCAGGCAUGAAUAUUGCUGCGGGUACGUGUACCUUCAUUGUCAAAUUUGUGUGAGUUUCCUGUAACCUCUGAGUGGUCCUUGUAUGUGCCUUCAAAACUUCAACUAUCUAGCCCUGUUAAUGAAUGAAUCAUCUCCUCAACAGUUAAACACUAUGAGCAGGUUUAUUUUAAAAUGAUUUCUAACCUAAAACAUGGUUUUACCAAAUUAGUGGGCCUCAGGCUUUCUCUACAAGAAGAUUGAUUUAAUUGAAUAAAUAUCCUUCCUCUGUUAGCUUUUGGCUCUCAUGAAACUGUUCACAAAUGUUGAAUGUUUAGAUAAAUGUUUUGGGUAAAUUGAGGGUUGUUGUUUUGUUAAAUAAGGGCGAAACUUUGUUUAACUAACUUGCCCUAUAAAUGUCCUGGCAAAUUUGCAAACCAAGAAACAGGAUUUCUUUGGGUAUAUGUUUAUAAUGACUUUUCAUAAGGUACAGUUGUUACCCAGUGAUUCCAAGUUCAACUCCCUGUAUGGGCUUGAUGUUUAGCAUGUAGUCCCCAAUCAUCCACAAAGUAAGGUAGUCUUUUGGCAGAACAGAACUUAACUGGAUGGAGCUGUUUUAAAAAAACCCUUUCUUGCAGUCAUUAGGGAAGUCAGAAGGAAAUGUCUGAUCCAAGAACACACAAUUAUUGGUUUCUUCUUCCCACACAGGACUUAGGAAAGUAAAGGAUGAGGAGAAGACUCACAAAAACAAAGAACUGAGAAAGACUGGGCCUGUUCCUGACAAACCAAAACCAGCUGUAGUUGCCCCUAAGCCCAAAGCUGCAGCUGCCAAAAAACCUCCAGUGUUUGAGCUGCAAGGGAAGAAGUGGGCGGUUGUAAGUUUAACAUACUUUGGAUGAUAUUGUAGUCAGUUAAUUGUAAUGUUAUCAGCAGUUCUAAACAGAAAUACAAAUGUGACGACAUGAAGAGAACCAUGACAGUAGCAUCCAGAACUGGGAAAACUGAAGAUUUCAUGAGAAAAACAUAUGCUUUUCUUUUAGAUUUAAAAACUUUGCACUUUUACAGGACAUUCAGUUUUAAACAACAAUGUGAAAUCACCAACUUUUGGGUAGUCUGAGAACGUGAUGUCAAUUUGCAAGUUAUUCUUGUGUCUGUUCAAAACUCAUUAUCUUAAUAUGUUCUGAAGAAAGAGAGGUCUGUUACUGUUGAAGUUUUUGUAGCUUCGGAAACAUCCCAUCCAUAUCCUGGCCAUCCAGCGAUGCAUUUCUAUCAGUUAUGGCAUUUGCUAAAAAGAACUUUGAAAAUUUGUGCCAUAGCCUUUUAAGUAGGGCUGUUAUUUUGUGUACGACAAACUGAUAUUUUGUUUUCCAGGAAUUUCAAGAAAACAACAGAGAGCUUGUGAUCGCGAAGCCAUCAGUAUCACAAACAGUUUACAUCUAUUGCUGCAAGAACAGCACCAUUCAGGUCAAGGGCAAAAUCAAUUCCUUGGUUGUAGGUAAGUCCUAAGGUCUAUAAUGUUUAGCCCCCAUCCUAACAGCUGUACUUUUGUUGAGAACUGGGACUAGUAAAGGUUACAGAGGAAACUUGUUGGAGAAGUGUGUUAUCCAAGAUAGGGGAGAAACAAUACUGAUGCAUAUUGAAAUAGUGAGCCAUUUGUCGUUUGUUUUAAUUUGUUACUUGCUUCUUUGUAAAGUCAGUUUUUUGAGAUUUUAACCCCUUUAACUUCCAUUAGUGGCCAAGACAGAAUUUUCUUUACAAUUUCAAUACAAUAUCAAGCAGUCAAUAAGAGAGAAUAAAUAAAAAUAUCAGUGAGGAGAUUUUCAAUGAAUCAAAUACCAAAUUCUCCAAAUUAACAUCUUAAAAAUUGGGUGGCAGACAGUAAGGAGAAUUACUAAUGAAAUCUUGGGACUGGAAGGGUGAAGAGUUUAUCUGAUGCAAUUGGAAUACCAAACCCCUCUUCUGAUGAAUCACACCAAUUUAAGUUCUACUCAAUGUUCAUUUAUUUUUUAAAUGAUGUGUUUCUUUGUGUUUAAUCUCAGAUGGCUGUAAGAAAACAGCAGUGGUUCUCGAGGAUGCCAUUGGCACCGUUGAGUUUAUCAACUGCCAGAGUAUGCAGUGUCAGGUAAAUAACAAGGACCACACAUUAUAAUUGCCUCAGAGUGACAAAUUCCAGAUAAUUAUUGGAUGCAAGUAAUACCUCAGGGCUGGAAGGUCAGCAGUCUUUUCAAGAAGCAGUGUUCACUUCUGUAUGGUAAUAUGAUGAACUGACAGGUUUUGUUAUCAUCUAGAUUAAUGGCAUGGUUCCAACAGUGUCAAUUGAUAAGACUGAUGGCUGUCAAGUGCUCUUUCCUAGUGGCAUUGGCAACACAGAGAUUGUGACUGCCAAGUCAUCUGAGAUGAAUAUCAUGAUGCCAAAGCCUGGUGGGGAUGAUAUGGUAAGUGGCUCUAAAUUGUGAUAGUUUGGUGUGAUUGUCCGGGUGAGUGUAGUCCUGAGAAAAACUGUUGAUGGUAGUGGUGACUGACGUUCAACAACCUGGGCAGAAUCAUCUCCAUUCAAAUUAUUUUACUUUACACCCAUUAGUUGGACACUUGACACUGGUGUUCAGAUUGAAAUAGUUGACUGUCAUCAAAUGCUACUCAUUCCAUGUCUUGCUUGUUCUUAUUGUUGUUUAAGAUGUAAUUAAACUGUUUUGUUGCUGUUAUGUUUGUUUGAAAUUGUUGUUGCUACUUUUUUGUAAUUGGAAAAUUUAAAAAAACUAAGGCCAACAAUUCUAUCUUUUUUUCCUAAUCUCUUCUUUCUAGGUGGAAUAUUGUUUGCCAGAACAGUACAAGAGCGUAUGGAAUGGCAAAACAUUUGUUACCACUUGCAGCGAGUCUCUUGGAUAA
Molecule: messenger RNA, 7555 nt
Organism: Pocillopora meandrina
Lineage: Eukaryota; Metazoa; Cnidaria; Anthozoa; Scleractinia; Pocilloporidae
Source: the annotation of a GenBank genome assembly